AUGUACUCUGCCUUGCUGGUAGCAACCGUUGCCGUUGUGGCAGCAGAGAAGCAGGACGUUUCCAAAGAAAGCGGGCUGUAUAUGUAUGAUGACCCACCCUUGCUUCUGCGCUUCUUUUGGGUGGCUGGCACAAUUUGUGCAGUGCUGGCGGUCUGUAUCUCGGUCUACAACAUCAAGAACCAUGCUGCGUGUGCAACUUUGCAGGGGUUUGGACAAGACGAACUUAUCUCAUCAUUCGGGGCUCGUGCAACUCGCAUCAUGAAGCUGCUCCUGAUGCCGCUAACGUUUGCAGUGACGGCCGCAUUGCAGAUGUUCUUACCGGGGGCAGCUGAGCUUAUGGCCUUGCUGCGGACCUGUCAACUGGCAUUCUCCAUGAACGUGAUCAUUGAACUCCUCUUCAUUUUGAAUGGCAGCCAGAAACAAAUUGUGAAAAAUCUGCCGGAAGAGCCCAUUGCAGUGUUUGGGAAGCCACCCUUAUGCUGCAUUUUUGGGUGGGGUUGCUGUGCGCAAAAGGUACAGCUGUGGCACCUCCGCUUUUUCGUAAUGGGCUUGCAGCAGUUCACGGUGAUUCUUCCGAUAGUGGGAGUGUUUGAUGCCUUUAACGAGCCCUUUGCGGAGAGCGGCUUCUUUGCAAAGAUUGACAAGGCCUUUGGGAUUAUCGUGACCGUGAGCACGUUGCUUGGCAUGUGGAGCUUCAAGUGUCUCAUCCCUUUGAUGACGGAUUCUGUUCGCACUCGCACCGCCUCCAAGAGCAAGCUGGAUUCCAUGGAGCAGUUCCUCUUGCUGCAGAUGUUGUUCUCAAAGCUAACAGACAAGCUGUUGCCCCUGAUCGUGAGAGUAGAUUUGCAUGCAGAGAGCUGGACCAUGCCGAAUUUCCUCUUCAUUCAAGUCAUUGCAGGCUUCUUGACCUGCGUCAUUCAGCUAUUCCUGGCAAGUCUAGGCCUUCAUGCUUAUGAAGCUGGCACGGAGUUGUAUCCCCCUGUAAAUUUCGGGGCAGAUCUGCCUCCAGAUACCUUGGCCCUGCUGGACAUGGAUGGGAUUGACCCCGACAAGUGGGUUCGUCUGCAAGAGCUGCAAGAAAUUCGGCCGUCAAGCACGGCGGCACCUUCAGCGCCAUUACUUCUCGGCAAUCUCAGGGGAAAUGUCCCCCCCAAAAUGUCUGAGAAGUUAGACGCUGCUGCAGACGCUGCAGACGCUGCAUAA
Molecule: messenger RNA, 1203 nt
Organism: Symbiodinium pilosum
Lineage: Eukaryota; Dinophyceae; Suessiales; Symbiodiniaceae
Source: the annotation of a GenBank genome assembly